CGCGCCGCUUCCGGUGGCGCUGGCGAGCCGGAGCCGACCGUGUCGCCAGAGAGCAGAGAGAAAGAGGUGCGGUGUUGCGUGACUGGGUGCGAGCGACCGUGGUGCGUGUGUGUUUGUUGUGUUGUUAAGCGUAUAAGCGGGUUCCACGAGGUUCCCCGUGUCCUCCGCCUUUUCGGGUAGUACGCGAGUACGAGCGGACGGCGAGAAAACGCCCGGAUACGGAGAAUCGGGAGAAACGAGGAAGAGAAAGAGAGAGAGUGAGUGAGCGAGCGAGAACGAGCGAGCGAACGAGAAAGAGUGAACGAGUGGGGGAGAGAGAGAGAAAGAGAGGCCAGCGGGGAAAAGCAGAGGUGUCGUCCACCAAUAUUGAUAAAAGAGAAUAGAGGCCGCGAUGUCGUCAUAUAUCCAGGUGGCCGAGGACGAGGGCGAGGAGCCCAUCGAGUUGCCGACAGAGGACGACACCACGCUGCUGCUCACCACCCUGUCCGCCCAGUUCCCCGGCACCUGCGGCCUGAAGUACCGCAACCCGGAGUCGCGGACGAUGCGCGGCGUCCGGCUGGUCGACGGCCGUCUACAUCCGCCCGAGAACGGCUGGGGCAAGGCGAUUUACUUCUGCGUAUUUCCCAAAGAGAACAAACGUAAAUCUGAUGACAAUUUGGAAAAUUCCACAGCUAAGACUAAAAGAAUGGAAACCAAGUUGCGUUGCACCGACUUGAUUGUACUCGGUUUGCCGUGGAAAACCACCGAGCAGAACUUGCGCGAGUAUUUCGAAACGUUCGGCGAGGUUUUAAUGGCACAGGUAAAGAAAGAUGCAAAAUCCGGGCAAAGCAAGGGAUUUGGCUUUAUUCGAUUUGGAAGUUAUGAGUCGCAGUUGAGAUGCCUCGCUCAACGUCAUAUGAUAGACGGCAGAUGGUGCGAUGUCAAGGUUCCUAACAGUAAGGAAGGAAUGAUACAACAAGUACCCUGCAAGGUAUUCGUCGGCCGCUGUACUGAAGAUUUAACCGCGGACGACCUACGAGAUUAUUUCUCCAAAUUCGGCGAAGUGACGGACGUGUUCAUCCCGAAACCCUUCCGCGCGUUCUCGUUUGUUACUUUCCUAGAUCCCGAGGUCGCCCAGUCGCUCUGUGGCGAAGAUCAUAUUAUCAAGGGCGUCUCGGUACACGUCUCGAAUGCCGCGCCCAAGUCCGAGGGCAACAAUAAGAAUUUCAACAAUCAAGUGAACUCGAACAUGCGGGGCGGCAGGGGCGCGCCGGGACCCGUCGAUAAUAAUGUCCAGGGCAAUUAUCAGGGUAAUCGUUACAUGGGCCAUUCGGGCAACAAUAUGGGCCCGAACGGCUGGAACAAUCCCGGUAAUCGUGGCAACCUCGACAUGCCGAAUCUACAGGCUCUAGGUAUCACCGGGCAGAACAACGGCGGUGGCGGCGGGGGCGGUAUGUCGAAUCCGCUGGCGAUGGGUGGUCUGAAUCUGUCCGCGCUGCCGGUCAACCCGGCGCUGGUGGCCGCCGCCCUGAACCAGGCGUCCUGGGGUCUGAUCGGUAACCUGCAGAACCAGGGAAACGACCAGGGUUAUUCGAACCAGCCGGGCCCACCGGGCCAGCCGCCCUCCGGUAACAAUACCAUCGGCAACAGCGGCAAUUCCGGCUUCCUCAGCUGGAUGAACCAGGGCGGCGGCGACGGCAACACGGGCAAUCCCGGCACCGGCGGCCCCGGGCCGAAUAACCCGAACGCGUCCCAGGGCGCCUGGCAGAAUCACCCGGGCCAGCGCGACCAGAAGUCGAAUACCUUUCUCAAGUACGAGUAAAUUCAACCGGGGCCGUGGGUCUACUCGUAAAACCAAACGGAUCCUCUAUCCACGGGUCCCGACGCAACAACCAUAACGAACGGUGAUAACUUGAACCGCGACGAGAUCGACGCGCUUCCUGGAGGAGAACGCGCUUCUUCUCCAAGAAGCGCAUCAAUCCCGUCCCAGGAACAAAAAAAAAGAAUGAAAACCAGAGCCUAUAGUACGUUGACGUUUUUUCUAAUGUUUUGCACUAAUCGCCACUGCGUGUAUUAUAAUGUUUCGAUAUCCCCCCCUUCCUCCACCUCUUAUUGAUUUAACAAAUUAGCACAAUUCCGUUCGUUGAAAGAAAUGGCUUAGGUUUAUGAUAAAUAAAGGCGGAUAGCUCCGAUCAUGCGUGACGCCCGCUUGCGUCGUCUCUCUGGUGUGAGCGUACGAUAAGAUAUGGUUUAAGUAAAAUCGACGAUACGUGUGAGGUUGAUGUGUGAGCGGCGUUGCUGUGCGUCAAGGGUGAGAUUGUAUAAUCGAGUACAUUUAUCGCUUAGCGUAGUGAUUGGUAAACCGAGUAGUUUAUACUCUGUUAUACCUGACGAGAUCUGAGUCUCAAGAAGGCUUAAGCUACUUCAAGCAUUUAUCGACCCCAGUGAAGCGUACACUAAACUGUAUUCUUACCCAGACAAAAAUUACUGCCGCACAGCUCGUAUAGAGAAUAAUUAUAGUUACAUCUCCAUUCUAUUUAAGUGUGUAACAUUUUCAUGUAGAAAAUAAUUGUAGCCACAAUCGUUUUUUUCCUUCAUUUUUUAUUUAAGUAUACAACGUUUACCCAUCUAGCAAUUAUUGUUUAACUAUUUGGAAGUGGGAAAUAGCUCAAGUCUUCCUUUGUCGCAAAUCUUUUUAACAAAGGGGGCUUUAAUGAAUAUUUACUUGAUAGCAUUUGUUGAGAUAUUGAUUUUAUCUAAUCGCGUCUUUGGUUUAAUCGUAAUUAACUGAAUUUUCUCCCCUACGUCCGUGUCGGAAAUUGCGACGUAGGAGGAGAGACUAGAUCGAUCGCCUUAGUCGCAAACCAAGUUGGUUUGUAACCGGGACGACCGAUCUAACAGGUGCAAUGUGGUUGGUGACUGCGAGACCAAAGCCAAUUAAUCUGAGUAUCGAAUUGAAAGCCGCGUCGAAUUGCUAGACGUAGUAAAAGGCGUUUGUAUGUAUUUAACGAUACAAUAUGAUGACUUGCCACUUGAAUGCUAUUACAUGGAAUUUCAUUUCAUUUCUUGCGCAUUAUUGUUUAACGACGGAUCUCUUGAUUAUUUUAGAAUUAUGAUUUUUUCCCCUGUAUUUUCCGUGUAUACUGAAGAUCCAGAAUUGCGAAUUUUGCUGCCGCGAGAAUGAACGGUUUCUUCCGAAUCGAGGGUCCUCCGUCUUAAAGCCCGCGGUUGCUCUUGAAAUGUUUUUAUCUCUCAAUAACAUUUUCCAGCAAGAUGUUUUCUCGCGACAAUUUUAUUUCGUAACCCACUGUAACAUCGCCGUUGCACGAGCGAGAGAUUACUCAUGUUAACUUGCCUCAAAGAGACCCAUUCCAAAAUAAAUUCGGAACAAAUGUUACGGAAUAAUGGGUUUUUAAGAUUACAAGAAUUUCGGAGAAAGAAAAUAGAUUUUCGUCGAGAGAUAAUCAAUAUUGAAAUAGAAAAUUAGCUGUGCUUAAACCGAACAUUGUUUUUGGUUGUGACGCAAUGUUAUUUCUGUGGAAACCCAAUCUUAUUCUCUUUCGCUGUAUUCUUUACCGGCUUCGCAAAAGAUCCAUCAUUUUCCAAAAUAUUAACAAGAUCGUAGGAAAGAGUGUACAAAUUGCGAUUGAUGUGACUGUCUGAAAGUGUAUGAAUGUGUCAGAAUAGCUCGCAGCACACCUAGAGACUGAUCGCAGCUAUCCGUAUUGUAUAUUAUUAUCUAUUUGAACUUCUGUUUCAAAUAUCUCAAAUGUAACACAUAAAUAGCUUAUUAUGUGAGAAUUUUACACUAGUGUGCUAGGUGUGUCAAAAUUAUCGAUCGAUGUGUGUGAAAGAAAGUCGUUUGAUCAGAUUUUUUUCCAUUUUAAUUGAGUGAUUUGAAGAAAGCGCGGGAAGAAAACUGUCUAGAUGUCUUAUAUGUCUGUGUAUAAUGUGUCAUAAGUUCUGAAUGAAAUAACACUUGAUGAAAAGACUUUCGAGCCGAUUUCCCGAUUGAACGAUAAUGAAAACGAUAGCUUUACUUGGUCGAGAGUAUUUAUUUUUCAAAGAAAGAAAGAAAGAAAAAAAGAAAGAGACUCAUAAGCACGAAGAAGGAUGCAAUUCACAUCUCACAGUUAUAGUCAAUAACUUUAACAUAAACAAAAUAGCUACGUCGCAGUCGAACAUAAAAUACCGCAUUUGUCGCCGCGACAUCACUGUAUAUCACAUUAAAGGAAUUAUUUAGAUUGACUAUUUCAGAGCUACGCUAAUUAUCUCUUAUGAGUAUAUUAAUUGAGAGAAUAAAAUAAUCCUUCUAUUAUAAGAGAUGCAUGUAUACUGUUGUGCUCUUCGUUUGGUCGUAUAGUGAUUUUUCAUCGACUUCCUUCUUUCGGACGCGAGACAUUACUUAAUAUAACAAUUUUAAUAAUAUACUCUCUCGCUCUUUCUCUCUCAUUAGCGUGAAUUCUCGUCGGUGUUUCGCGUGUCGCGUGUACAGGUGGGAAGAAAAACAAAGUCUCCUCCAGCUUUGAGAGUGUCAAACUGAAUUUGCUCGACGCACGUGUGGUGCGUGUGUGUGUGCGCGCGCGCAGCGAGAUAGGUUGAAUGUAUUUGUUGAUGGUCGUCUCAGAAACUAUAAUAUACAGGCGUAAGUUUUUACUACUUAGCAAAAGUGAUGAUGUCGUUUGUUUAGAGCACCGAGAACGCGUGUACUUGGCGGAGCGAGUUGAAGAAAUGAGGUGACUGAAUAAUAAUGCGCGAGGCGAGCGAGGGAACGUUGCGGUAUAUAGAUGAGAAUGAGCAAAAGUCGUCCAGUGUGUGUCUGCUAUACAUUUAGAUUGAGAAGAGGUUGUUUAUAUACGUAGUGUGUGUAAAAAAAAGAAGAAGGUUAAAUUAUAUACGCAACACACAUACACACACAUACUCACACACACAUAUGUACACGUACAUACGCAUACAGGUUUCAAUGAGAAGUUUCAACGGACGAUGUGGAGUUGAUCGCGCAUUCUGCCACGCUAUUAAGUCUAUAAAUUGUUAAAAUAAUCUAUCUAGAAGCUGCGGUUUAAGACAAGCCUUCAGCAGACACUGGAACCGUACCAAGCUUUCGUCGCCGAGGCACGAAUGUUCGCGCUUUUAAUCCCAUUUACAUCUGAAAAUGUUUUCAGGGAGAAAUGUAGUUCCUGACGGUGCGAGAAGCGAAACAAAAAAAAAUAGAAUAAAAUAAGAUAACUUGUGUAAGAGAUGAAGUAAAAUCGUUGAUGGAUGACUGGAUAACAGUUGACUGGUCAGUUCGAACAUUCGUGCGUGAGUCGUCGCGAUUACAGAUCUACGUGGUCUGACAAUUAAGUUUUGUAGACGUGUCUCUUAUUUUUUUAUUACCCACUGAAAACAACACUAGAAGUAGAUCGGUACACUUUCUCGUCUCUUCGUUUACAUUUUGUUUUAAUGGCGCGUAAACAAUAUGCCGGAUACUCGUUAUUCAUUUGCGAUUAUUUAGCUGGAAUGUCAAUUAUUUGUAUUAGAUUCACAUCGAUCCUAUUACACUCAAUACUGUAUUUACUUACGUCGUCUGAAAUAAGUUAUUAACCGGUUAUUGCGAUAAAUAUCACCGUACGCCUCGGUAAUCGAAUUGACAAAGGUGUCGCGGAUUGUAGGGAAAUUCGAAUUCUGGCCGAGGCAAUUUUUAUCUUCCGCAAAGAAUUCUCUGUGAUUUUAAUAUGAUGCUUAUUAAAAAUGAAAUCGACUUAAAAGUAUGUGGAUUUAUUGUUCCAACAAAAAGCUGUGUUUUAGGACCGACAAAUAAUCAGCGCGUGCAGUUCACCGAAGUUGAGUUGAGAAAAGUAUAAAAGGUUCACGCAGAAAUCCUUAUUAUUAGACUACCAAGCUCCAGUCCGAUCGAAAAUGGCAUCUUCUUUAUCUACUUGUAACGAAUAUUUUUGUUUCAUUUGGAAAGAGAAUCCUUUGUUCGGGUAUAGAAUCGGCAACGACGUGCCCCUGAACUACCCUAGUAGCACAGCGCAUUGACCAAGCAUCGGCCCAAUAUUUGGUUGUAUUGGGCCAACGUUUAGCCAAUGCACUGUGCUACUAGGGUACUCGGCCCAUCCAACGAUGCCGCAGACGGAGAUAAAAAUAGUAGCAGUGAAACGAUCUCUUGAAAUUAAAGUCCUAAUUUUAAGAGACGACAUGUAAAACUUAUUUUAGAAGAAAUGAAAUAUUUUUAUCACCUCGUUUAAGUGGAAUUCGAAGCUGUACGCGGGGUUAGAUCAACGUCUGUGGAUUCUAAUUGUCAGAUCACGUAUUUCAAGUCGUUUAAAAUAGCGGUACCUACGGCAUUACCGGCAUCUUCUCGCGAUCCCUCAAUCAGUGAGUUUCUCGCGCGGGACGAAUAGUGUCCAUUGCUCAAAGGAUGCAAAACGAUUUGGAAGUGAUCUUAUGAGGUGUGUAAAUAUGGACUGAUAUAAAGCAAUUUUAGUAUCGCUCACCAAAAAAAUGUAACGAAUUUUAUUGUAGAGUUAGCUGCGCUCUGUAAAGUCGCUCGAUAUUGUUGCGCCCCGAGAGAGGGAGAGAGAGGAAACGGGGAUGAAGCUGUACGAGAUACGUGUGUCGUGGAAACGUUUGCCGUGUGAGAAUGUUUGAUUCCGAUCCGUCGAUCUCGCGGCUGUUAAGGGGAAUCCCUCGAGCCGCGCCGGUGGAAGAGCGCGGCGGCGAGGAAACCGCGAAUCCGGCAUUCUUUUACACUUUUGAGACAUAUACUUGGAGCUAUAUACAAACGAGUCAAAUGUGAGUCGAGGCUACCGUGGAUUUUUUUACGUGUGCGAGAACGACUUGAUUUUUGCGCGUGUAUCGCAACCCGUCGAGCAAAAGGGAGAACAGUUGAUCGCGAUCUCUUUGUCCAGCAGCGGCGGUGUGCUGUGUGCGAGAUCUCGUAAAUGUGAAAAUUAGGAUCGGAGCGCAACGCGACGAGACGUGGGUCGUAAACGUAGCGCACAAGUUUUGACGUAAGUGUAACAUCGUAUGUAAUUGAAAGUAUACGAUAUACGUCAAAGCUUGUGCGCCGUCUGCGUUUAUGACUUACGUCUUGCCGUUUUCGCUUUGCGCUCUGAUCUCUGGAUGAUCGCGUACGACAUCGCGUUUCCCAGUUCGUGCCGACGGUAUUGCCGUGAAGCUGUAAAACGUUUCGCCGAGUUGAUACUCAAUGCUCUCCGUAACGUUCUCCGUUGAUUGUAGUGUACAUUGAAUUAUGCCGAGAAUAAAAGACCCAAGCAUCGUGGGGGUACCACAGA
Messenger RNA from Vollenhovia emeryi, 7259 nucleotides. It is a transcript of the gene TBPH, whose product is annotated as TAR DNA-binding protein 43. Gene Ontology annotation, biological process: regulation of gene expression. Lineage: Eukaryota; Metazoa; Arthropoda; Insecta; Hymenoptera; Formicidae. The record is from RefSeq and is a predicted model, not a curated record. Bases 392 to 1801 code for a protein of 469 amino acids. Gene Ontology annotation, molecular function: RNA binding. Gene Ontology annotation, cellular component: nucleoplasm. The transcript has 4 exons.